AUGUCUUCUGCUCCCCACCCGCUGUGCCCGCUGACGGGCGAUGAGAUUCAGGCUAGCGCACGCUUGAUCGAGAGCGUCUGGCCGCUGUCAGUCUCGCUAUCUUUUAAGGUUAUAACGCUCAGCGAGCCAGCCAAGGAGAAGCUUGCACCGUAUUUGGAAGCGCUCGACAACGGAACUUCCCCUUCGCCGCUUGAGCGGUUGGCGUUUGUUGCGUAUUAUAUCCGUGGAACGGACAUUUUCCAUGAAGCCAUUGUCAACCUGACCACGGGGAGAAUUGAGAGCAAUGUGAAGCUUGGGCCCAACGUUCACGGGAAUGUUGACUAUGACGAGGCUCAGAGGGUUGAGAAGCUUGCCCUCGAGGAUCCGCAGGUCUUGGCUGAGCUUGAGAAGCUAAAGUUGCCAGAGGGGACAGUCGUAUGUGCUGAUCCAUGGAUCUAUGGGUCCGACGGAGUUGAGGAUGAUGUCCGUAUGUACCAGGUCUUCCUGUACAUGCGAGACCCCGCAAACUCUGGCGAAGCUGAUUCCAACCACUACGCAUUCCCCUUGCCCGUAUCGCCGGUCAUUGAAUGCGUCAACUACAAAGUAAUUCGAAUUGAUGUACUUCCAACUGGAGCCGACAACACCAUCAAGCCUCUGGCGCCGUAUCAGCCAAAGCCUGCCAAUGAGUACAUCCCAGAAGCGCAAGAGCUGCGAAAGGAUCUCAAGCCACUGCACGUCAGCCAACCAGAGGGGCCAAGCUUCAGUGUAACCCCGGUCGGUGAGACUGGAAACGUUAUUUCAUGGCAGAAGUGGACCUUCUUCGUCGGCUUCAAUCAGCGUGAAGGCAUGGUGUUGUACAACGUCAAGUAUGACAACCGUCCCUUGUUCUACAGACUAUCCCUGUCAGAUAUGAGCGUGCCCUACGGUGACCCACGACACCCGUUCCACAAGAAAUCAGCAUUUGACUUGGGUGAUGCCGGAGCUGGUGCUACAGCAAACAACCUCAAGCUGGGCUGUGAUUGCUUAGGCAGCAUUCAGUACCUCAGCGGUGUGAUCUGCGAUGAUCAAGGCAAGCCUUUGCCAAUGGAGAAUGUCAUCUGUAUUCAUGAGCAAGAUGCUGGUAUUGGAUGGAAGCACACGAACUACAGAACCGGAAGAGCCGCUGUUGUACGAGCACGUGAGCUUGUGCUGCAGUCCAUUAUCACAGUCUCAAACUAUGAGUAUAUCCUCAUGUUCCUUUUCAACCAAGCAGGAGAGGUCACAUAUGAAGUCCGCGCCACGGGUAUCCUGUCUACACAGCCGAUCGACCACGAACUAGACAAGACAGGAGUGCCAUUUGGAACUGUCGUGCACCCUGGUGUCCUGGCGGGCGUUCAUCAACAUAUCUUCUCCCUACGAGUCGAUCCUAUGAUUGACGGUCAUACGAACCAGCUGGUGUACAGCGAAGCCCACAGAAUACCUCGUGAUCCCCGCCUGAACCCUCAUGGUACCGGCUACGAAGUUGUCGAGAAGACCAUUGACAAGACAGCUGGCUUGGAUAUCGAUUAUGACCUUAGCAGGGUCUAUAAGAUCACCAACCCCAACUCCCUCAACCCUAUCAACGGCAAGCCCGUGGGUUAUAAGAUUAUGGCUCCGCCAUUCCAAAAGCUUAUGGGCGACGAAGACAGCUUUCUGCAUAAGCGCGCUGAGUUCGCAGACCAUAACAUUUAUGUCACCACCCAUCGCGACCGCGAAUUGUACGCGGGAGGAUGGUACACCAACCAGUCGCGUGGAGACGCAGGCGUGAGAACUUGGGCAAAAAGGAACGAAUCACUGACGCCAGAGUCUGAUAUUGUGCUUUGGGUGCAGUUCGGUAUCAACCAUAUCCCACGCAUCGAAGACUUCCCUGUCAUGCCGGUCGAGAUUCUAAAGGUGCACCUCAAGCCUGUCAACUUCUUCACCAAGAACCCCGCGCUGGAUGUGCCGCCUAGUGAGCAGAGCGUGAACCAGAGCACUCUUAUUGAGAGCAAGAAGGAAGUGGUUUCCGACAGUUGCGGAUGUGAUACAUCGAACGUUUCUUCAAAGCUGUAG
Molecule: messenger RNA, 2049 nt
Organism: Fusarium subglutinans
Lineage: Eukaryota; Fungi; Ascomycota; Sordariomycetes; Hypocreales; Nectriaceae
Product: primary-amine oxidase
Exons: 4
Coding region: 1-2049 (682 amino acids)
Biological process (GO): amine metabolic process
Molecular function (GO): quinone binding; copper ion binding; primary methylamine oxidase activity
Source: RefSeq, a predicted model, not a curated record